AUGUCUGCAAGCCGCAACCCCGACUCCGUGGCCCAACAGGGCGAAUUCCACAGCCGUGUCCCGCCAUCUGAGCCCCUCACCACCAAGGGCCACAAGCCGGGAGUCCUGGUUGGCAACGACGCCGUCCCAGAGUUUCAUGCCGAGACACACACGUCGGGCACAGCUCCGCCCAAGGAUUCAUACCGACCUAAUCCCGUGGGCGAGGUGCCCGGCCAGGCCCUCAACGACCAGACCGCGACGAGGACGGACCCUGCAGACACCCUUGGCGGAGCCACCUCGGCAAGCGUGCACACCGGACUCGGCAAGCCGAUGCAGGGUCAGACGUCGACGGAGCUGCACGGCGACCACAAGAACCGCUCCGGUCUGGAGGGCAGGGGGGCCAGCGUUGGGAUGAAAGACGUCGUACGCGAGAAGGGAGCCGACCUGCCCGAGGGCGUAUACAAGGGUAUGAAGGGAGGAAAGGCCAGCCCUGAUUACCCUGCUGCCGAGGACCGCCCUCCCGUGAGCGCAGAGAGCGUCGCCAGUGAGAGGAAGUGA
This is a messenger RNA of Anthostomella pinea, 537 nucleotides long. Lineage: Eukaryota; Fungi; Ascomycota; Sordariomycetes; Xylariales; Xylariaceae. The record is from the annotation of a GenBank genome assembly.